AUGGUUUGUUUAAGACCGUUAAUGGCUUUGCCAAUUACCGUUUCACAUACCGUAAAAAUGUUCCAAGUAAGGCCAUAUUUAAGUAAAGCAUUCCUAAGUUCUUCAACUGUAAGAUGUAAUACUAUCCUAGAAAAUGUAGAACCUAUAGAAUUGAAAAAAAAGGAUUCUGAAAAUUCAGAGUUUAAUACAGCAACAAGAGGUAAGAAAAUUAAACCUAAAACGCCAUCAAUUGUAGUUUUGAAUCUUAAACAAUCUGGUCUACUGAGGAGGCGCAAAGUACUUCCCAUAUCAAAACAUAGUGAUAAGGAUAACAGACUCUCUGCUUUUGAAGGUGUAGAUUUACAAGCUGAACAUAUUGGAAACUAUUUGCCUUUAAAGCCAUUGCAGAUGAUAAAAGCGCAAGGUAAAAAACUACUUAUAUUUGAGAAUAAAGUUUCAUUAGAGCAAGCAGCCAAAUCUAUACAAUAUCUCAAACCUGUUGAUGAAGUUAUAUCUCAACAACGUUUUGAUGAGUUAACGAAACAUCUUGAUUCAGCAUACACUAUUGUCCAACUAAGAGCAUACACUAGAAAAUUCUUUAAUAAAUCUAAUGCUCAUCUUACGAAAGAAAGACUUAUUAAAAGAAUUAUUAUGGAAUAUUGGCAUUGUAAGGUUGAUGACAAAGCUUUACAAAAAGAUAAAUUAAUUAAUGAAAGCGUAAUUGAUCUAGAACCAAAAGCUUUAUUCUUACUUUUAGUUACCGAUAAUAGUAAAAUAUUCCAUAACUUUGCUAACAUGGGUGCUAGAAUCAUUGUGGCAGUUGACGAAAAUAAAAUUAUUGUGAAUGCAACAGUAAAUGUUAUCAGAUACAUCGAGCUGGCUUUAGGGAAAAUUUUAAAUAAUAUCUCAACCAAAGUAUUUCCAAUUGACGACAUACUCAAAACACACUCGAUUAAUGGUGCAACACCUCUUGAUGAGAAGCAUUUAGACUCUAUUCUCUCUUCAAUUGAACGUGAAAAUUGUGUUUAUUUUGAAAAGAUUCCUACUGAAGAAGGUGAUUCAUCUACACGAAAUCUAUACAUAUCUGCUGUUGGUGCAAAAAGACUUACGUUGGCAACUGCAUUAUUCUUGUCGUCUUUAAAUUUUCAACCUCAGCUUACAACAAAUUUAAAAUGUUAUAAACUUCACACUGAUAAUGAAUAUAAGGAAUAUCCAUACUCUAAUUCCGAAAAUCUAAUCUGGUCAACUAAAAAUAUUCCUUGGAAGAGAUUACAGAGUACAAAAGGUAAUAAUUCUAGUACCUCAGAAGAAAACAGGAUUACCACCACGGACAUUAUUACAAAAAAUGAUGUUAAAGAAAUUUAUAAUGCAUUAGUGUUACCUGAACAAGACUCUAACGGAGCCCCUAUCAUUCCUAUUAAAGAAAAUUAUCCUUCGCAUGCAUUAUUUAGUGUAACAAUGGGGCAAGUUUUAGUUGCAAACUCAGAUUUAAUGAAACGUCAAUUAUUUACACCACAAAUUCCUUUCAUUGCAUCAACAUUGGUGAAAAAUAAAUAUCCGUUAUUUGAUACAAUAGACUCUAUUGAUGAGUACUACAAUGUUGAUCAUCAUAGCUACUAUGUUAAAUUGAAAUUUAUACCAGAAAACCCUCAAUCUCUUAAUAACAAUUAUAAUUACCCUCCAUUAGAAAUAUGGCUAGAAUUAGAUGCAAACAAUAAUGUCAUACCAAUAUCUUGUAGAGCAUUUUUACUAUUGGCACAAAGACAUUAUGUUCUUCAGACUCCAGAUUUCCCAACAGACUACAGAUUUGAACAUGACAAGACUCUAGAUCUAUGUGGUAUAUAUGAAUAUGAAGGCAAUAAAUGGCUUGAAGAUCAACCGUCAUUAAAAGCAUUUAUUAAUGAUCAAAACUUAUCCUUUAAAGGAAAAACCUUUUCAUUUAAGAAAAAACUUUCAAUAAAUAUACCUUCUUUUAAUACAAGUGAAAAUAAAUAUGACGUUAAUAGCAUAAACUAUAACUUUACAGAACUUGAACAUCAUAAGGUUGUACAACUGAAACAUAACAAAGAUUAUUUAAUCCAAUAUUCGGAGAUUAAGAGAGAUAUCCUAGGGGGGUGGUAUUCUCAAGUUGAUUUUGUUGGCGGUAGCUCAUUGAAUGAAAAUCAAUUUGAAACUUUCUUCCAUGAUAUUGUGCAUAAUCUUUAA
Molecule: messenger RNA, 2184 nt
Organism: Henningerozyma blattae CBS 6284
Lineage: Eukaryota; Fungi; Ascomycota; Saccharomycetes; Saccharomycetales; Saccharomycetaceae
Gene: SLS1
Product: Sls1p
Exons: 1
Coding region: 1-2184 (727 amino acids)
Cellular component (GO): mitochondrial inner membrane
Source: RefSeq, a predicted model, not a curated record